AUGUAUCUGGACGUGCCAUCUAUCACAGUGGCUUUGAACGAAUGCAAUGAGACCUAUCUCAUACCAUUGUCAGAGUGUCUCGACUGGAAGAUGCUCCAGAACUCACUCUGGAACCUUUUUCCCAACUUUACCGGUCGCCAGUUCAAAGUAUAUGCAACAGAUGGAAGCCGAAUUCCGAAAGCUUUCUACAUGCACUAUGCAAAGGAUAGUGCUCAUUUCUAUGUCGAGCUUAAGGGUACCGACCACAUGAUCUCCAUGCAUGUGGAGCUGCCAGAAGACUACGAGGGGUACUUCAAUAUGCACCUGAGCCCUACUACCAAACUGAGUGACGUGAAAAAAUACAUUACUUCAUGUGUCGACAUCUGCGUCGAUGACAUGCGUUUCAGGAAGAUGAAGAGGCGACUGGAGGACGACGAGAGCAUAGAAGAAGCUGAAAGCACAGAGGGUAAUGUCAUUACCCUGACAGAGCUGUAG
This is a messenger RNA of Dacryopinax primogenitus, 474 nucleotides long. RefSeq lists its product as uncharacterized. NCBI's taxonomy places the organism in Eukaryota, Fungi, Basidiomycota, Dacrymycetes, Dacrymycetales, Dacrymycetaceae. The record is from RefSeq and is a predicted model, not a curated record. The transcript is spliced from 2 exons. The coding region runs from base 1 to 474 and encodes 157 amino acids.